Molecule: messenger RNA, 3236 nt
Organism: Pararge aegeria (speckled wood butterfly)
Lineage: Eukaryota; Metazoa; Arthropoda; Insecta; Lepidoptera; Nymphalidae
Product: trans-Golgi network integral membrane protein 1-like
Exons: 5
Coding region: 175-1593 (472 amino acids)
Source: RefSeq, a predicted model, not a curated record
CUGUGAGUUAGUCAUUUCUGUCAGUGUCAUUUAAUACUGUGUCCUAAAUAUUUUCGAUUCGCAAGUAUUGGAAUUUAAAUGGUGUGUAGUUUUUAAAGUACCGUUAUAGGCGUUACACUCAAUUAAAACUGGUUUUGCGUAACGCUAUCGCUGUAGAACUUGUUUAGUUUCAUAAUGCAUAUUUAUUUUAUUGCAAUAUUUAUAAUACAUGGAUGUCACCAUGGCACAGGGCACCCUGUGGUGGUGGCCAAAGACGCAAGCCUAUUACAAAACCUUGCGAAUACUUGUGAAAACCACUUCCUCGCCGAAACAAUCCGAAACAAAGUUAAUAAUUGCACAAUGAAUGGAUCGGUCACUAAUCAGGCUGAUCUAGAGUGUUACAUGUUUUACGACAUAAACACCCGGCUAUGUGCAGCGUUAGGGCAUUCAGAACUAGAUUUACAAGCGGACUACAAUAGUAAAAUGCAGAAGAGCCAAAAUGUUGCUGCAUUGUGUGCUGGCGCUAAAGAUUGGAAGUUCGCUACCAUACACCCCAAUCCUGCUUUAAGCGUGCUAGUUAAAGUAUUCAGUGAUCCAGUGAAUUGUCAAAAAUUAUGUGGUGUUGGUGAACUUCUCAGUCAAGAUGCUAACUACUAUUGCAAAUACUUCAAAUGGGGUACAGAGGUGAUACACAUUUUGGCACCUGCACAAACAUUGCCAAUACAAGAAAUCAAUAAAAUCUCGGCUGCUGGAGCCCCAGUCUUGAGUCAUGGUAAAAACGAUGCUACUGCACCAUCUAUCAAUACUAAUAAUGUGUCUGUAUCCUCAACCAAUAUAGAAGUAAAUUCUGAUAACACUAAGCUGACAAAACCUGUUGAAUCUAAGAAAGAAGAUAGUUUAGAAAAGUCAGUGCAGGAACAACAGGAGGUACCCACAUCAACUGCUAAUCAGACCUCAGGGCUGGAAAAAACAUCUGCAAUUAGCAAUGGUGGGAAAAUAAUUAAACCAUCUACAGUCCCAGUCAGAGUUUCAUCGGUAAAAAAUGAAUUGGAGCACCCAGCUGUUGAAGAGGAACCACCUAAGAAAGAUGAAGUGGAAAAAAAUGGAGUGCCAUUGGAAGAUCCUAAGGAUUUGACUGAUGUUAAAGGAAAACUUGACGAUAUAAAUCCAGAGGACGAUGAAAAUGAUAACGAUGAUUACGAUCAACAUGACGAAACAGUGGAUAAGAUUAACAAAAAUGACAAUGGUGGAGUAGAAUCUGAUCCAGAUGUUGUGUUCAAGAGCAACAAUAAUCCUAGUUUGAAAAUUGAGUCGAUUACGUUUCCUCCUCAAAAAGUUCCAGACAUGUACCAAAACGGCAUCCCAGACUCGUACACAGAUGAUGAGGACCACUUCUUCCCGAUUUUCUUGACCGGAAUAAUCCUUGUGGUCUUGCUGUACAUAUUGUAUCACAAUAAAAGCAAAUUCACUAAAGUGAUUUUAGGUCUUCUUGUGGAAGGUAGGCAAUCAAGUCGACGAAGAAACAGCAGAGGCCACGCCUACCGACGCUUGGACACACUGGAACAAGCCAUGAACUCCAAUACAGCGGCGCCGCCAAGUAAAAUUAUAUACUGAGUAAGAUUCUAUUCUUUUUAGGCGUACAAAGUAAUAAUUGUGAAACUACUUCAAAUCCAAGAGGAAAAUUUUUGUAGUCCAAGAAACUGGUUUAGCACAUUACCCUUUCAUUCCUAUGUAUGUUACUAUAUCUACAUAUUGGAGCGAUACGCGACAUCGUUUGAAGCGUACAUACACGUUUGAACUUACUCGCUUUUCGUAAAUAAUAGUAUUAAAUCAACUAUUUCUUUAUUCAAAUAUUGACAUCUUGCACUUGCAUAGAUGGCACUUUUGUAUGUGUAUACUUCGUAAAAAUGUGUACAAUUGACAAAUCCAUGUGAUGCCACGAGGGUUCUAAGAAAGAAGCCCAAAAUUAACUGGGUGUUUUUUGCCAUCACCAUCUCAUUUGCUUCUUUAAAAUGAUGUAAAAAAAACCUAGUUAGAGCAAUAAUUCACAUCCAAGCUUUUUUUUUAUCGUUUAGGUAAUUGUAUAAAUAGAACCUUUCUUUAACUAGUAUAAGUAAGUUUAAUAUUAACUUUGAACUAUAUAAGAGACAUCUCAAGAUGUCAAUCGGUAAUUUAUUGUAAAAAUGUAUACAAUUUCCUUUUUAAGCGAUAUGUUCUAAUGCGCGCUUAUCAAGGCUAAGGAAAUGGGGGCCCACUCUGGAGAGGCGGUUUACUCAAAGCGUGUGUGUACGCUUCACUCUUUGCAAUGCGGUUAACAAAACGCGUGCGUCAAAGCGGCUUAUGUGAGCCAGCUUCUUAGAUCUGACUGCGCAAAAACUGCCUAAUUAACAAGUUAAUAUACACAGAAAUGGUGUAACCAAUUUCUCUUUCAUGGUAUUUGUAUAACUAGAUUUAUGUCAGAAGUGGAAAAAAAAAAAUAAAAAAAAAAUUAUCUACAAGUUUUUCUUAAAUUUUCCAAAAAUUCCGAGGAAAUUUAUUUAUUAAAACCAUUAGGAAUUAGUUAACAAUUGUUUAUUAUUAAUUAAAAGAUUCCGCCCGCAUGAUCGUGGAUCUCCUGCUAAACCAAAAUAUUGUUUCAGGAUAUUUUUUUUAUAUGUGCCAAUUUUUAUUCAAAUUCGUUUAAACGUGUAUGAGUUUAUAAUAUGAUGUAAAAAGUACAUUAAAUUGAAAGUCAACUGAACUCUUUUAUUUCACUUUACAAUGUUUUAUAAUGUACUCUUACAUAAAUAUAAAUACAAAAAAAAUGUAGAAAUAAAUUACCAAUACUUAUAUUUACUGUACUAUAUCUAUUGAUAUUGUAGUAUAUUAUACGGGACAUUCAAGGCGGACAGAAGUUCGGGGGUUUUAGAGUAUGGGGGCAAAAGAGAGUCAUGCGCAAUAGUAUUCUGAGUGACAUUUUUCAUACAAAUUACCCAUACAAAAGAUCCCAGCUCCUGUAUGUAGUAGUACUUUAAUCUAUUGAAUAGUAUUAUGAGAACGCUGCUUUAUAUUAUCCCUAUAAUUUAUUCUUAUUAUUGAAUAUUUAUUUCUGCGAACUAAUAAAAAUUGAAGAGAUCAUUUUCUGUAAGUUUCAAAAAUGAUAUCCUGUCCUUGCCUAGUCUAUUUAUUUUCUUAAACAUCGUUUCAUUAUAUCGGUAUAUAAUAGGGAUGUUGAUAAAAUUCAUCUUUUAAAUUCAUUCGCGAGUAUAAAUAAAGAA